AUGGAUGAGUUGGCACACGAGCACAAGGCCCGAUACGACGACGCGAUGGAAUGGGCUCGAGCUGGAGUCAAACACAAGGCUCUCGAGAUAUGCUGGCAACUUCGCUUGGACAGGCGCCUCAGUAAAUACCGCCGUGUCCUCCUCAACUUCCUCCUGGCCUGCCUCGUCGAGCCAGAGGAGCGACUGAAGUUCGCAGAGGAGAGCUUGGACAUCAUCGACAUCAUCCGGCAGGACCUUGGUGGCCGCAUUCCCGACUACCUGCAGAAGGUCGAGACACUUGCGGAAGAGUAUGUCGAGCAGCUUGAGGAGCAGGCGGAGGAAGCACGUAUGAGUGCCGAGUCGAACAAGAUGUUGUUGAGCGCCUUACCAGCAGACAUCCCGGCGCUAUCAUCGCCACAGGAGCCGGGAGACAAGGAUGGAGCUCGCCUGCCCACAUUCGACGAGCAUGUGGCAGCUUUGUUUGCUGCAAAGAAAAAACGGAAGGCGACCUGGAAAGCCGAGCUUCCCAUCUUGCAACGCACCACAGAAGAGCCUAGCGAACCACCUGCUCCUCCAUCCACUGCUCCUCCAUCCACUGCUCCUCCAUCCACUGCUCCUCCAUCCACUGCUCCUCCAUCCACUCCCACACCAGCUGCCGUUUGCGGAUCUCCAUAA
Messenger RNA from Fonsecaea multimorphosa CBS 102226, 654 nucleotides. RefSeq lists its product as uncharacterized. The transcript has 2 exons. Bases 1 to 654 code for a protein of 217 amino acids. The record is from RefSeq and is a predicted model, not a curated record. Lineage: Eukaryota; Fungi; Ascomycota; Eurotiomycetes; Chaetothyriales; Herpotrichiellaceae.